This is a messenger RNA of Helicoverpa zea (corn earworm), 1612 nucleotides long. RefSeq names its product phenoloxidase-activating factor 2-like. Lineage: Eukaryota; Metazoa; Arthropoda; Insecta; Lepidoptera; Noctuidae. The transcript has a single exon. The record is from RefSeq and is a predicted model, not a curated record. Gene Ontology annotation, biological process: proteolysis. Gene Ontology annotation, molecular function: serine-type endopeptidase activity. The coding region runs from base 106 to 1287 and encodes 393 amino acids.
CAUCCAGUUUGCAUUCAGAGUGAACAGUCGUGCCGAAACAACUAGUUAUACGAGGAAAAUAAGUCGAGAAAUAUCCUUACAAGUGUGUACUACAGUGAAGUUAAAAUGUUCAAAAUACUACCCGUACUACUGUUAUGUAGUAGAUUAUUAGAAGCAGCCAUGUACUCGCCUGGUGGAAUGAAAUAUCCAGGUCCAUCUAACGCACGCCAAGGUCGAAACGAUCCUGCGGUCCCAUGCACAAGAAAGGAUGGUCAGGUAGGAGAGUGUGUUCCAUACUAUCUAUGCAAUGAAAACAUUAACUCUCCCUCUAAUUACCACGGAAGUAUUGACGUCAUUGUUCAAGGCGAUCAAUGUACUUCGUCAAUAGAUACUUGCUGCCUACGAUCAGAAAGGAGACCUCCUAACCAACCAGUUAAACCCGUACAGCCUACAGCCCGUACAGGAUGCGGCUGGGCUAACCCUGAUGGCGUAAGCUUCAUAAACAUUAAUGGAAAUAAUGGUGAAACUAAAUUCGGAGAAUUCCCAUGGAUGGUGGCCAUUCUUAAUAGAGAUCAAGAUAACAAAAAUCAAUCAGGUGACCAACAACCUCAUGCAUUUAUCGGCGGAGGCUCAUUAAUCCACCCAAGCGUUGUUUUAACUGCAGCCCACGUAGUAAAAGAUGCCAAAUCUUUGGUAAUCAGAGCAGGAGAUUGGGAUACACAGACUGACAAAGAAAUCUACCCUUACCAAGAAAGGAAUGUAGAAUCCGUUCGGAUUCAUGAAGAUUUUGUUGCUGGGAACUUAUUCUAUGAUAUCGCUGUUGUAUUCCUAGCUGAACCAGUUCAACUGACUCCGAAUGUUGGAGUAGUUUGCUUACCAACUGCUGGAAUCCACCAAGAGGAAGGCAAUCGAUGCAUUGCUACAGGUUGGGGUAAAGAUAAAUUUGGUAAAGAAGGACGGUAUGCUGUUAUUUUGAAGAAGGUUGAUCUACCGGUAGUGAAGCAUGAUAAAUGUGAAUUAGCUCUUCGGAAGACUCGUUUGGGGGAACUGUUUUUACUGCAUUCUUCGUUCAUGUGUGCUGGAGGUGAGCCAGAUAAGGAUAGUUGUACGGGAGAUGGUGGGUCACCAUUGUCGUGUCCUAUUGAGUAUUCCAAAGACCGUUAUGUGCAAGGAGGAAUCGUAUCCUGGGGUAUCGGAUGCGGAGGAGGUGGAAUUCCUGGUGUUUUCGUUGAUGUGUCUGGUUUAAGGAACUGGAUUGAUGAUAAAGUGGCUGGUAAAGGUUAUGACACUAGAGUUUAUACUUACUAAUGUAUGGUAAAGUGUUUUUGAUGUUCUAGCUGUGUGAACUAUUUUAUGUUAUUGUCAACUGGAUAAGAUGCUUCUUAUCGUGUACCUACUCGUAUGUGCUUUAUUUAAUUUUAUUUUGUUUUCAUUAUAAAAUGAUUGCCUAAAGUGAAAAAUAUUCUGUGAAAUACUCUUUGUCAUAAAUUGUAUGUGUAAUUCUAAUUGUAAAUGUAACUUGCUUUAUAUGUAUUUUUAUAAAAAUAGAGUUAUUGAAGGAAUCCCCUACUUAAAGUAACAUAAUAUUGCAUUUAUUUAAAUAAGGAUAAAUUAAACUUUAUAAAUCAAAAUA